CAGGUCUCUCGAAAACGUGCUCCUUCAGCAUCCGGCUCCGUUGCCAUCCGUUGGCGGCGCCCAGUGUCUGUGGUGACCAUCCCCGGGUCGUGCUUUAAGUGUCGUGCUCCCCCUUGUGCAAUUUAAGGCUUCUCUCCCAAGAAGAGAAAGAAACCGUGUGCGACUUGUGCGUGUCUGUGACGUUUUAACCCCUUUCGGGGCCAGCCGGUACCGUGGGAGUGCAAUUGUUUGUGACAGUGAACCCAGGAAUCCCAGUGAUCCCCACCAUUCCCACUUGGCGCGUCCGUAGUUUGGGUGGCGAAAUUGCAUCAAAAAUUGCGAAAACAAACCUCGCGUGCGACGUCUCCUUGCCAGUGCUAUCCUUGCGUGCGACGUGCGAAAUUGUUGCGCAAACACACACACACACACACACACACAUACAAGCCUCUAGAGGAUCAAAACAAAAAUCCGAACCCGAGAGUUAAAUUCGCGAAUCUCCGGCCGGCGUGUUCGUCCGGCUCCCUGGAGAGGGGCACAACAUAAAAAGACCGCGUGAUCCACGACGACCCUUGACCCGAAAACCGACACUUUAGCCAGGCCAGCCGAAUAACGAGCAGACCAUCCUUUGAGGUUUUCGAAUGAGCUUCAUCUUCGGUCUGUUCGUGCGAUUUCUGACGAAAUUAUCAUCGCAACGAUCCGAGAAAACUUGAUAUCAUUUGCACCAGCAGCAGCGCGACGACGAAGGUUCUCGAUUCCAUAAUUACUCAGCGUAUGAAACGAGCAGCUACUGAGAAAGUGAUCCUCAUUUUUCGCAUCAACGCCGUGAGAAGUGGGCAGUACCUCCCUUCGGUGAACUCAUUUUAAUUAAAUUCAGUCCACGUUCACGAACGGGACCGCGCGGGGGAAUAAGAACGCUUUGCUCGAAAAUCGGUUUUGUGCAGCGACCGGGCGAACAUUAAGCUUUCAAUUAGUAGGUGUCAUUUACUGGUAGCUUCACGCUGUCUCCGCGAGUCAAAUCCUAGCAACCGUUGCAAACCGGCGAAUGGUGGUGCUUCACCACCCCCUGACGACGACAGACGAUUUUUGCUCUUCCUCAUCAAGAGUCCUCUGAACGAAAACGCUCAUUAGUGACUUUCACACGAUGGGCACUAAAUCAGUAUUUUUCGUGCUUUGCCUGGCCGCCCUAGCGGUGCAAGACAGUCAAGCACAGCAGCGUCAAUCGCCGGCCCGGUCCGCCCUUCGCUACAAGCGAAUGUUUGUCAUGUGUCCACCGGAUUUCAUUCGCAUCGGCAACGAGUGUUACUUCAUCUCCAAGAACAAGCUCAACUGGCUGGACGCGUACUUUGAGUGCAAAGACCGUAACGCAAAGCUGGCCGAGCCGAUGAAGUACGAGGAUAAGCACCUGCGCCGGCAUCUGCAGAAAACCAUGCGAAAAGACGACCUCUGGAUUGGCGGUACCUACAACUGGAACCGCCACAAGUGGCAGUGGGGUCACAAUGGGCGCGAGAUGGACUACCAAUCGUUCAGCCAGAUGGUCCCCGGGAGCAGCCAGGAUUUGAAGUACCAUUGUGCACUACUCCGGUCCGACCUCAAGUUCAGAUGGUCGGCCGAAGAGUGCACAAAGAAAGUAGACUUCAUCUGUCAGCACCGCAUGCCGCUGGUGUCGGAACAGAGCCGCAACCAGGUGUACCACCGGUGGAACGAGACCUACCCCAACCAGAAGGCUAACGAGAAGAUGGUUUACAUUGUGAACGACCCGAAAAAUCGCACCCGAAAUGACCCGUCGAAGGUUAGAAUCUACAACAGCAUGAAGCAAGUGUUCCGCUACAAUCCGUCGAUCCAGCAGCGCCCGGGGCACCGUCGCACCACGAUUCGUCAGCGGAAACCAACUAGCCGAGUUGACUUCAUCCCGAACGACGUGUACCGGAAGCAGCAAACUUCGCAGUACGCUCCGGACACAGCGAACGAUCUGAACACAUUCGAUAACGGCGGUCACCGAGGCGGGUAUUCGUCAUCGAGCUUCAACAUUGACAUUCGUCCCCGGGGGAUGGUUAACCGUAAUUUGGGCAGCCCGCGCACAAACAACUAUCGCUCGCACUCGGAUAUGGCACGCCAGGAGCCGAUGUCGCAUCACCAGCAUCGCCAUCAGCCGACUCCGUACAGCAGCCAGCUCCACAAAACACCUAAUCGCAUGCACCACGAACCACCGAUGCAUCCACGCCCCGUGCACUACCCACAGCCCACUGUAGCCACCACAACGACCACUACGACGACUACCGCUGCUCCGCGAACCUUCACCGAGACCACGACAAAAAUGGCUCCGCUAACCCGCCAAACCACCAAGGUGCUGAUGACGCCCGAGCAGAAGAAAAACCACCGGGAACUGCUGCGUGAACGGCUCCAGAAGCUGACGCCCGAGGAGCAGCAAAUAUUCCUGCAGGACCGUGCGCGGCGGAAGCAGCACCGGUUGUUGCAGCAACAAAAGCACGCACGCUUGUCGGAUAACGAAGUGAUGGUCCCGUAAAGGGGGUUGUCCAGCAGUGCACCAACCAAAACGGUUCCUAGAAGAGGAGUGAUAGCACACCGUCACCGGUUAGACCGGCCACUGUUUAGGCUCCGCUUCCUGGCGGGUGAAAAAUUUCUCCGUCGAAAAAGCGGGAGGUUUUCCGUAUCGAGCACACUACUCAGCCCGCACACCACGCUACGGACCGAUAACCGCAAACCUCACACUCGGAAGAAUGUGCUCGAAUACAUAUCGAAAUCUUUUAGCCCCAGAGCGGCGCAUCAGUGAGCGAAUAGUAAAACCGCAAGCACAAUAAUAGGUCAACUAAACACCACACUCCACUUUGGUCAACUCCGUCACGUUUCAAUUUGGGUACGCCAAUGCAUAGACCACCUCAGCCCGUUUAACUAUUACACUAACGUUCGUUACAAUCUGGUAAAUUGCCAUGUGACAACUGCAAGAGAAACACAAAGCAAUGUAACUGCAUACAAACAAUAGGAAACCCAUCUCUUCAGUAACUAACAUUAGCACUUUAAGCGAGUAUAAGCUACCUUAAUAAAACUUAAAGCGAUAAAAAAUGAAAUACGUUGAAUCGAACACACUCGGGGCGCUAUCAUCCUGCGUAACAUAACUGCUGUUCCAUGUGUUCGCCAAUCAUUAUUGAAAACGUUAAGUAAAACAUUUUGACCAACAACGCGAGCCAAACGCAGACACAAGCAACCCCCAAAACGACAAGAGAUGAGCGAUAAAGCGUUGGAUUGCGAAUUGAUUGAUUGGAGGUGACAAACAGGCAGAUCAUUACAUUUUUACCAACCGACGCAGAUACUAACAGCUAGAGCAAUCAUGUAAACACAACAUAAAAGUAACAAAUUGAAGCAGUUUUUUCCCUCUCUUAAGGAUAAUGUAUAAUGUAAAAGGACGAAGGCGCAGCAGAAAGUUAAAUGUAAAAAUAAAAUUGGUCACUUUUGGAGUACUAACGCAAAUGCGCCAGCGGAUGGCAGCAGAUGGUGUGUCCAUGAGUGAUCGGUCAAAUUAUGUCAAUUGCGAACAUCAUGCAAUGAUAGGGAACAAUAGUAGCUAGUCGGAAGGGCAACGGUCCUGUCCAGGAAUGAGUUGUGGAAAGUCAUGAGCCGAUAUGUUGGCCAUUGUACGGUCGUUGAUUAUGAUUAACAUUAGCAUGUAGCUCCUAUUGCCAUACUACUGCGCCGGAAUGGUCGAACCGGAAGCUGCGUGACGGGAGGCGGUCACAGCGGCGGUGCAACAGCAGUAGCGGUUUCCGUCUGAGAAGAUUAAUACCAAAAGCAACAAACUAUACCUAUUUGUAAUGUAAGGCAAUCGGCGUAACCUGUCGAAAUCAGAAGCACAAAAAUUGUCACCGUUCUCUGUGGAGGGCAGCAGAUACAAAGCAGCAGAACGAUUCGCUACACUAUAAAAACCCAACAAACCAUCGGGGCUGGUUCUUAGCGAAAAGCGCUCGCGACACCUGUAACAUCGUGCACAGAGCAGAGCAAACAGAGUUCGUACAACGAUUCGAAACGGAAAGUAUUUUAGUAGACGCAGUAAACGCAAGCGAGCGAGAAACCCAAUCCCCGUAGUCGUAGUGAUCCGAUUGAUUCUGACUCCCACUUAAGCCUGCUCCGAGGACGGCAGGGAACCAUGGAACCGUAGGGGGAACAUUGCAUUGUUUUUCUUGCAAAGAGAACGUACUGUUUGAAAUAAAGUAUUACUUGAGCGAGGUGUU
Messenger RNA from Anopheles bellator, 4223 nucleotides. RefSeq lists its product as uncharacterized. The record is from RefSeq and is a predicted model, not a curated record. The transcript has 9 exons. Lineage: Eukaryota; Metazoa; Arthropoda; Insecta; Diptera; Culicidae. Bases 1121 to 2503 code for a protein of 460 amino acids.